Triplophysa rosa is the source of this 4577-nucleotide messenger RNA. RefSeq names its product RAS p21 protein activator 4 (gene rasa4). The coding region runs from base 181 to 2601 and encodes 806 amino acids. Gene Ontology annotation, molecular function: GTPase activator activity; phospholipid binding. The record is from RefSeq and is a predicted model, not a curated record. Gene Ontology annotation, biological process: regulation of GTPase activity; negative regulation of Ras protein signal transduction; cellular response to calcium ion. Lineage: Eukaryota; Metazoa; Chordata; Actinopteri; Cypriniformes; Nemacheilidae. The transcript has 21 exons.
GAUUCUGUAGACGUUCGCUCGACUGGUGUCGCUUCUCGUAGUUUUGUAUAUGAUAAGCUGCAGUUCAUUAGAGGCAGAACAGUCUGUCUGUCUGGAGCAUUCCUGCAAUGUUUAUAACAUUCUCAUGCGCUUUUGAAGGAAUAAGAAGUGUGUGUUGAUACGGUGUCAGUGAACGGCAGCAUGUCUAAACGCAGCACACUGUUCAUCAGGAUCGUGGAAGGGAAGAACCUGCCAGUCAAAGACAUAACUGGAAGCAGUGACCCAUACUGCAUUGUGAAAAUUGAUAAUGAAGCCAUUAUUCGGACAGCAACAAUAUGGACGACACUGUCUCCAUUUUGGGGUGAAGAAUACAACGUCCAUCUCCCUCCCUCCUUUCGCACGGUGUCUUUUUACGUACUGGAUGAAGAUUCUCUCAGUCGAGAUGAUGUCAUUGGGAAAGUGUCGAUCAGUAAGGAGAUUCUCACAUCUAAACCUCAAGGGGUAGAUGGAUGGAUGAACCUGUCAGAGAUUGACCCAGAUGAGGAGGUGCAGGGGGAGAUCCAUCUGCAGAUAUCAGUGCAGGGAGAUGGAGAAAUCCCUCGAAAACUUUGCUGCAAGGUGCUGGAGGCAAGAGAUCUUGCAAAGAAAGAUCGCAACGGUGCAUCUGACCCGUUCGUCAGAGUAAGAUACAAUGGCAAAACGUACGAAAGCGCGGUGGUUAAAAAGUCCUGCUACCCACGCUGGAAUACAAGUUUCGAGUUUGAGCUGGAUGAGACGUCAGCUGACAGCCUGUUGAGCGUGGAGGUGUGGGACUGGGAUCUGGUUAGUCGAAAUGAUUUCCUGGGAAAGGUCCUCUUCAAUAUCAACAAGCUUCAGUCAGCGCAGCAAGAGGAGGGCUGGUUUCGCCUGGGGCCUGACAAAUCUAAACACAGUGAAUAUGAGGGAACUCUUGGUUCUCUCCGGCUUCAGUUACGGCUCCGUGAUGAGGUUGUGUUGCCGUCCAGCCAUUACAAACCUCUCACAGAGCUGCUCAGCCAAUCCGUCGGCUCUCAACUUAACGGCAACUGGCCGGAUCUCAUCAUGCUGAUGGAUGAGACCACUACAGCGGAGAGCCGACAGGAAGUGGCUAAUAAUCUAGUGAAGCUGUUUUUGGGUCAAGGGCUUGUCAAGGAGUUCUUGGAUGUUCUCUUCAAACUGGAGCUGGAAAAGACCACUGAACCCAACACUUUGUUCCGAAGCAAUUCAUUAGCAUCCAAGUCAAUGGAGUCAUUUUUGAAGGUGGCUGGGAUGCAAUAUCUCCACAGGCUUCUGGGCCCCAUAGUAAACCGAAUCUUUGAAGAAAAGAAAUAUGUAGAGCUGGACCCCAGUAAAGUGGAACUCAAAGAGGCAGGCUGUGCAGGUUUACAUCGUCAUCAGACAGAAUCUGAUGUUAUUCAGCAGAGCUGCAGUCUCCUGCAGUCGUACCUGUCCGAGUUGCUCACCGCCAUCCUGCAAUCUGCAUCAUACUGCCCCCUGCUCAUCUGCCAGACUUUCCAACAACUGUACCACAGAGUGCAGGAGAGCUUCCCUGAUCCAGAGUACCGGAAAGUGAAGUUUAUUGCUGUAACCAGCUUAUUAUGUCUGCGGUUCAUCUCCCCUGCCAUCAUGUCUCCAAAACUGUUUCACCUGCGAGAGAAACAUGCCGACGCCCGUACGAGCCGCACUCUUCUUCUGUUGGCUAAAGCUGUGCAGACUAUUGGGAAUAUGGACACGCUGACAUGCUGCUCUAAAGAGCCGUGGAUGGUGUGUUUGCAGCCAGCCAUUCAGCAAGGCAUCUGCCAGCUCAAAGACUUCAUCAUAAAACUGGUCAGCUGCCGUGAGUCAGAGGAUCUUGAGCUGCAAACACGAAUGAGUCUCCAGUGUGGCACCAUGGAGAAAGAAGGUUUCCUCUUCCUCCACAGGACCAAGGACAAGUGCAUGCCCAUGACAUCACCCUUUAAGAAGUACUAUGUCACGAUCAGCAAAGAUACUCUGUCCUAUUCCCGGACACAACACUCUAAGAAGACCUCGUCUAUCUCACUGCCAAAGAUCAGGGCGGUGGAGAAGGUGGAGGAGAAGUGCUUCGGCAGUGCUAACGUCAUGCAGAUUAUCUGGAGUGAAGCCUCUGGCCAGCAGGAGACCCUGUAUCUUGACUGCAAGAGUGUAAAUGAACUGAAUCACUGGCUGUCUGCCUUGAGGAAAGCCUGCAGUCACAACACAAACACCAUGAGCUGCUAUCAUCCUGGCAUCUAUAAAGCAGACCGAUGGAGCUGCUGCCACCAGAGGGAGAAAACAGACUCGGGCUGCGACAAAACCAGGCAUGGAGUGACUCUGCAGGAGUGGUAUGACCCGCUCGACACAGACCUUGAGGCUCAGCUGAUCUACCAACAUCUCAGUAGCGUCCAACAUGCCAUGCGAGAAAAGAAUUAUAAAGUGAGAGAGCAGCAGGGAGCUCAGGAGACAGAUUCAGUAAGAGACCAUAGGAAAGCAGAUGAACUCACAAAACUCUUCAGCGUCCUCCAAGACCUUUAUGAUUCACAUUCCGCUGUAGAAGAAGAGGAGAGAUUGAAGAAUAAAACGGUUUUCUUGGAAUUACAAACGUAAACACAAAAACUGCAAGUUUGUAACCAGUUACAUUUCGCAGAUCACAGUAUUAUUUACUCUAUGACCUCAUACACAGGUUUUAAAACCUGUUCAUAUUUGUAGCACACUUACCAGUGGAAAUCUUAAAGUAUGUUUGAUUUGCUCUUGCAUUCUUCAGAGAAAAGUAUUUUUUGCCUUGGUUGGCAGGGAUAUUUAUAGGGCUAUGACCACAGUCCCUUUAUUAGUGCGAGUGUUUGGUGUGUAAGUACAGUCUACUUAUAAUGACAUUGUAAGGAUUAUCAUUGUAGUGCAAUGAUCAAAGUUGGCUGCCAACUCAUUUUUGUGAAUAACCUAUAAAUAUUUACUGUAACUUUAUUCAUUUGCUCUAUCACGGUCAUUUAAAGUGCUUUUUACUACAAAAACCAUCGAGGGAAUUUGUAUAAUAAGUAUUUUAUUUUGACUGUAAAGGUUUUUUACUUGUUUUUAUUUUUUUAUCUGUAACAUCUGUAGUGGUGAAUCAUGAAUGCAUAUAUUCCAUACAAAACUGCAGUCCCUGUCUUGUCCUGCAUAUGUCAGUUUUGGAUAUGUACUGUAAAGACGUAUAUAGGUAUUGUGCAUUUCACAGAAACUGUGUAUUUCUGUAGUUUGUUUCACAAAAACGUUUUUACAAUUUUACACAAUUUAUUAUUUGAUCAUUUUUGAUUGUGGUUAUAGUAUUUAUCCACUAGAUGGCACUACAGUAUUAUUAAUUAUUUUAAUUAAUUUUUAAGCAGUCUUUAUAAACACAAGGCCAUUCUACACCAAGACGUAUUAUCAAAGUUCUUGAACUUCUCUGUAGGAUAGGAUUUCAAAUUCCUCUGCCGUCUUUCAAAGUCCUCUAUUUAAUUGUGGCUGUAAUUUCAACAUUCUCACGAGAACUUUUCUUUGAGGUUUGCUGUACAUUUUAACCCUCAGUCAUAGAGCUUAAUAUUGAAAUUACCUUCACAAUAUUUUAUUCAUCUUCAAGAUCCUCAAAAGGUUUUGUUAAUAAUGAAUAAUUAUUUUCCUUCAUGUUGUUCCAAAUUAGUAUGCUUUUCUUUCUUUUGUGGGUCUCAGAUAAACAUAUUUUGCAUCGUGUCUGAACUUUGUGCAAUGACAAAUGUUUUACCAAAUUCUGGGUUUAAUAAAUGAUUUCUUUUAUAUAGUGUAAAAACAAUUAUUACAGUUACAGAGAAUAAGACAGGAAACAGUAAAGGGAUUUUAAAUGAUGAACUAAUGAAGAUAUUCACAUUUGUGUAUUUAUUGAUGUAUUUGUAAAUCUAUUUGUAUUGGUUGUGAGUUUGCUAUUCACUAUUAGGUAUCACUGUGUUAGUUUGUGACUAAUAUUUUGACUAUAGAAAUAACGGUAUAGUGAUAAUUUUACAGCUGCGUUUUACAUUUGUGAUUAUAGAUAAAGGGGUGCCUUAUGUUUACAACUUGAAGAAAGAAUGUGCACAUCUGAAACAUGACCAACCCUCUCUGUUGGUUUCUCUAUUUCUGUCUCAUAGCCUGUUUACCCUGUUGUCUUUUGAGGGAAAUGAAUUAUUGUGUUUCGCCCUUCACUAUUAAAGACAUAUUAUUUCAGAUGCUAAAGAGGAGGAGAGGAUUAGUGGCUCUGAACACAACUGAGCUCUGUGUUCUUUUGUGUAUUUAAAGAGGUAAAAAUAGCUGUAUGUUUAUCUCGAAAUGGUAGGAAAGGCCCCAACUGAUGCAGGUUUGGUAAAAUAUAUUCACAGGGAUUUCUAAACUUCACAGAUGAUGACUUUUUUGCUUAGACAAUUGGCUUUUUGACGGUUUAUGGCGUUUAAUGAAUGUAGCCUAUUAUCUUAGUGUAAAGAUUCCUAGCGUUUGCUCUCCCUUUUUCAUUUUUGUGUUUCCUUCAAUUCCUCUAUGAUAUUGUACUUGUUUGUGAAACUGUUUAAUUUCAUGCAGUUGUCAAUAAAGAACGCCUGAUAAUACGAUGCGAUCUCUCUCUCUCU